UAUACACGAAUCUUGAUGUAUAUAUCACUGUCUUGUCAUGUAAAUCAUGAUCUCGUUGUUUUGUCCCUUUUUAACAAGCAUAGGUAUCGUUCAGUCCGUAGCCCCAAGAAAAAGUACGUGCAGAAAUAAUUUGUUUUCGUGUGGAUUUGCUUGAUUUCGGGGUCAUUCAUGCAUGCGAAUGGUCGUUGUAAAACCCGACAAACGUUUUCAUUUAUAGAUUUCAAGGAUGUAGUUAGUGAGCUAGCCCUACAUAUCGAAAGUAAAAUAAUAAUUUUUACGAGUGGACCGCUGCAGGGUUUCACUUUCAGGUAAAGUUUGCACACAGUCGGCAAGAAGGCGGAGAUGAUUGACGUCCACCAAAACUUAGGUUUUGUCUAGGCUUUUUUUGCGCUAUAAAGGUCGCGUGUGAUUGAUAACGACUGUAAACAUUCUAUUGCCAAACAAUAUGGCCUCUGUUUUCGCUCGUUCUCUGCUGGCAGUAUCACGAACUUGUUUCCUUCGAAGAGCAGUCAAUUUAAAGUCUUCAGCGAGGUACAAGUUGCAACGAACACCGCGCUACAUGAGUACAAUUUCUUCAAAAAUCCACGUGAAUGGUGUUGAAAUUCACUAUGAAGUUGCUGGCCAAAGUAACCACGUUGUCCUGUGUUUACCUGGAGCGCUCGGCUCAACGCAAAGUGACUUUGGUCCCCAGCUCAAGGGACUUAAGAAUGAAUUUACAGUGAUAGCAUUUGAUCCGCGAGGAUAUGGAAAAUCGAUUCCCCCUACACGUGAUUUUCCAGCUGAGUUUUUUGUACGGGACGCAAACGAUGCUGCCGCACUAAUGAAAACUCUUGGUCACUCUAAAUAUUCCCUCCUUGGAUGGAGUAGUGGUGGAAUAACUGCAAUGAUACUGGCUGCGGCGCAUCCUCAGUGUGUUCAUCGCAUGGUGGUGUGGGGUGCUAAUGCCACUGUUACUGCUGAAGACGUCAAGCUGUAUGAAGCUAUGAGAGACACAUCAAAGUGGAGCCCUAAGAUGAGGGAGCCCUUAGAAGGUAAGGCAUAUUGUUUCUUAAAUUUACAAGAACAAUGAAAAGGGAUCAUUCUGGCUUUUAUCCUUCAAGGACACCAGUUUUCAAUUUCUUCUCAAAACAUCAGUACUAAACGUGGAGAUAUAUAAGAGACACUGUAUUUACAUAACGAUUUGUCAGUCGUCAUCAAAUCAUCCAUCCAUUGUCUGUUAUGCUGCUGAUUUUGUAUAAAUCAUAAGUUAGUGGUGUUGGUGUAGAGAGAAGCAGCAAACCUUCAUAGGUGAGAGAGAGAGAGCAAAGAUAGCACAAUGGUGAGAAUGCUUAUGUCUCCCACCACAGAUAAAUAUGUCCAGGAAGCCAUUAUAAUGAUAUGCAUACUCUCUAUGAUUAGCAUCACAAAUUGUCCUCAUUUGUAAAAAGUCAUCAAAACACACAUAAUUCUGUCAUAUAUGAAGUAAUAUGAAAAUGACUCUUGUGAUGAGCAUGUGUCUCAUUAGUGUGCAAUCCUGGACACAAGUGUCCCACCAGUGUGGCACAGGUGUGAAUCCUAGAACCUAAGUGGUUGAGGUUUUUGAGUAAAAACGCUUUGUUUAGGGUAAGGGAGAAGUGCCAUAGCUAGUAACUGGCGAACAGAAGCAUUUGCCUCGGUAAUUUGAAAUUUAUUUAUUUAUUAAUAAUUUGCAGAUUUCCAUAAGAGGCUAUGCUUUAAAUGAAAUAAAUCAAUGUAAGAGAAGAGUGUUUUCCGACAUUGCCUCUUUAAGAACUUUGAACAUUGCUGGGAUCCCUGUCUUUAUGUUGUGCCAUCAUUGAACAAGAUACUUCACUAUUGUUGUCUCUCUUCACCCAAGGAUGUAAAAUGGGUGCCUGUUGAGCCAUGUCUAUACUAUUAAGCUAU
Orbicella faveolata is the source of this 1902-nucleotide messenger RNA. RefSeq names its product serine hydrolase BPHL-like. NCBI's taxonomy places the organism in Eukaryota, Metazoa, Cnidaria, Anthozoa, Scleractinia, Merulinidae. The record is from RefSeq and is a predicted model, not a curated record. Gene Ontology annotation, molecular function: serine hydrolase activity.